Messenger RNA from Carassius auratus (goldfish), 2569 nucleotides. RefSeq names its product prospero homeobox 2 (gene prox2). The transcript has 5 exons. The record is from RefSeq and is a predicted model, not a curated record. Lineage: Eukaryota; Metazoa; Chordata; Actinopteri; Cypriniformes; Cyprinidae. Gene Ontology annotation, biological process: regulation of transcription by RNA polymerase II. Gene Ontology annotation, molecular function: RNA polymerase II cis-regulatory region sequence-specific DNA binding; DNA-binding transcription factor activity, RNA polymerase II-specific. Gene Ontology annotation, cellular component: nucleus. The coding region runs from base 117 to 1961 and encodes 614 amino acids.
CGCGCCGAGCUCACACUGUCAGUCAAGCGUCUCCAGAGCAACAGUAUUACAGACCCCCAGUUUCCGAGGCUCAUUAUUGUGUACGGAAAGUCCAGCAUCUGCAGCCUGUGAAAACCAUGAACCUGAGCCCGCCUGAACACAGCAUGCACAAGCCGAGCGACGGCUGCAUGGAGGACAGUAAAGCUGAGCACCUGCUCCCCUGCUACCACAGAAGCACAUUCGACGGGCCUCUGGCUUCCUACCACAGCGGCUCCAUCAUAUCUCACCUCCUGCGUAAAACCAUUCAUAAUAAACUGAGCUCCCUGGACAACAACCUCCUUUACCUGCCCUCCGCAAACACCAGCGGGCUCGAUCCCGAGUCCAACAACGAAGACUUUGCUCAAGACGAUCAAAGCUGCAUGUCCUUCAAAGACGAGGAUCUGUCUGUAAACGAGCACCUCCAAGCCAAACGCGCCCGGGUGGAGAACAUCAUACGAGGCAUGGCUGCUUCACCCAACAGCAGGUCUCACGGAGGAGCGGAGGGCGAGAGCGAAGCCGUCCGCUGCAGAAGAGACCUCCUGAAGGAGAACAAACGCAAGCAGAGGCUCCCGCAGCACCAGGAGCCCAGCCAGUCCAACACCAAGACCAGCAAAGACCAGGAGUGCCACAGACUCAAGGAGCAGCUCCAGAGCAUGCAGCGGCUCCUGCAUCAGCUCCAGGAGAAGAUCUCGCACGUGCACGACCAGAGUUACUCGGAGAACGUGGAACGGGAAGAUGCGAGGUCAGAGCACGACGUCCAGCACAGUUUGAAGAUGGACGGUGGCGCGACGCACCACAAAGAACAAGUUAAAGUGGAAACGGGGGGUUUCAGCUCCGACAGGGCGGUGAAGAACCUGCAGGAGACUCUUAAAAGCGAGCUGACCAGGACUGUGAGUGAAAGUGUUGAUAUGGUCUUCAAGAAGCUCUCCAUGACUCUACUAAACCAGUCGCCCCGUGCACAGCCGUGCCACAGUCCGGAGUACUCUGAGACCGAGAAGCAGAUCCCAGAUGAUUCCCCUUCAGAGCUGUCGGACUCUGAUGAAAGCAUUAAAGCCAGUUCUGUGGAGCACUUUGAGAGCAACAGCCCGGAGCACCAGACCGAAGCCUUGUCUCUAGUGGUCCGGAAGCCUUCCCUGAGCCAGGCUGUGAAGAGACCCUACCCGCUGCACCAGAUGCCCUUCCAGUUCGGCUACAGCGCUCCUCUGCACGACAGCCAGAUCCUGGAGCACCUGCUGAAGUACGGCCCUCACUCCUCCUUCUCCGCACUGCCGUGUCUGCCGGCGUCUCUGGAGAGGUCCUCGCCGGACUCCAUGGAGCGUGCGUGGGACAGCGUCGGCAUGAGAUCCAAGCUGAGCUCGGGGCAUCACCAGACGGGACUGGUGUCGGUGGACGCGCUCUGCCUGCCGCGGGUCAAGAUGGAGUGUGGAGACCUGCAGAGCUUGGCUGAGAGGAGCUCCUUCAUGACCCUCAAUAUCCAGGAAGGUCUGAGCCCAAACCACCUGAAGAAAGCCAAGCUGAUGUUCUUCUACACACGCUACCCCAGCUCCAAUCUGCUCAAGAACUUCUUCCCUGAUGUCAAGUUCAAUCGCUGCAUCACGUCUCAGCUGAUCAAGUGGUUCAGUAACUUCAGAGAGUUCUACUACAUCCAGAUGGAGAAGUUCGCUCGCCAGGCCAUCGUAGACGGCGUGAAUGAUGUCAAAGACAUACUCGUCACCAGAGAGUCAGAGCUCUUCCGUGCCCUCAACAUGCACUACAACAAAGCCAACGACUUCCAGGUUCCAGACAGAUUCCUGGAGGUUGCUGAAAUCACUCUUCAGGAGUUCUACAGUGCCAUUGCCCUCUCCAAAGACUCGGACCCCUCUUGGAAAAAAGCCAUCUACAAGGUCAUCUGUAAACUAGACAGCGAUGUUCCUGAGGAUUUCAAAUCACCUUCCUACCUGUAAACAGAGAGCGCCACCUGCAGGACACUUUAUGUGUGGCCACACACCGUUUGUUUAUCAUGAGUAUCAAUCAUAAAUAUUCCCUUUUUAUAAGUGGAUUGUCAGCUUUAUAUAAAAAAAUCGAAAUGUAUAUUCAAAGCAUUUUGCUGUUGGCUGAAGUGCGUGUGUACGGCAGCAAGUUUUUUCAUGUUGUCUGUGGAAUAGGCUUGUUUAUUUUUAGUUUGGAUUUUGAGUUUUAAUGUAAUAUAUUUUGAUUUCAUAAGCCACUGUUGACAAAUGUGUGCUGUGUUUUUAGUUCAAAUGCUCCUGGUUAUGAAAUGGAAAAGUAGUUAUGAUUUGUGUUUUAAUGUGGAUUUGUCUGUUGAGUUUCCUCUGUGGAGUAUCUCAUGGAACAUCUGUAAUAAUUAUAUAUAUAAAAAGAUGUAAAUACGUGUAAUUUAUAAUAGGUGGAAUAUUGACGUUUACAGAUAAAAACAUAAUAUUGCAUGUAGAAGAAGUUCCCUCAAAUAUUGAAAUUAUACUUAUUUAUCAUGUACAUUAGUUUGCAUAUUAUUGUUUAUCAUUCUAGCAGUGUGUUGGUUUUCAUUUAAUAAUAAAAUAUUCAUAUUGUA